Corylus avellana is the source of this 1445-nucleotide messenger RNA. NCBI's taxonomy places the organism in Eukaryota, Viridiplantae, Streptophyta, Magnoliopsida, Fagales, Betulaceae. The record is from RefSeq and is a predicted model, not a curated record.
UCUCUCUCCAUGGCAAGAGGAGGAGGAUUCACGACGGCCCUUAUUGUUGUUGUUGUCCUCCUACUUCAUCAAAGUUGCAGUACUAGUGCUAAGCCUGAUCAUCCCUGUCCUGCUUCUUCGUGCGGCAAUAUCCGUAAUAUAAGCUAUCCGUUUCGAUUAACCAGCGAUCCAAAAAAGUGUGGCGAUCAAAGGUAUAAUCUCUCAUGCGAGAACAAUCAAACAGUGUUGUACUUAUACCAUGGAAGAUACUACGUACAAGAGAUCGAUUACUCCAGCUACACCAUUCGAGUUGUGGACCCAGGUGUUGUAAAGGAUAAUCACCCAUUCAUCCCUCAUUAUCUUCUAGAAUUCAAUAAUUUUAGUUCAAGUGAUCCAUAUCACUAUCCUACCUAUUUAAGUACGAAAGUGGUAUUCGUCAACUGUGAAAAGCCAGUGAAUUCUCGGUAUCAUUUUAACAUUUCUACUUGCGUUAAGGAUAAUGAGGAUGAUGGAAUGUAUUCUCCCAAAAGGUAUAGAUAUGCUGUAUUCACGGAGAGUGCAGUGGAUUUGGGGGACUUGUGCCAAGUAGACCAAAUAUCUCUCGCAUCAUGGUCGUUCGUGAAUGGUAAUCAAGACUUCAGAAAUAUUUCCUGUACAGAAUUAGUAUGGGAUUUUGAGCUUUACUGGCAUGGAAAUGGUUUUGGCAGACUGUCGAAGAUAUACACAAGUAAGAUUUCUAUCUCAACGACUAAAGGAUAUAUAUACAAAAGUAAGGUUUAAGUUACCUUUUUUAUUUAUUUAUUAAUUAUUGAUUUUUUCUUUUCAUCUUGUAGCUAUUCUGGGAAUACUCGGACAACCAACGUGGUCAAGUAAGUGAUAUUAUCUCUCUCUUUUGAUUUUGAUUUCUUUCUUCUUCUUUUUUUCUUUUUUCCUUUUGUUAUAAACGGAUUAUUCAUUGCGCGCAAUGUGAUAUUAUUACUAUGUUUACAUAAAAUAAAAAUAAAAAAGACAAAUACUAUACUUUCAAAUUUAGAAGAAAUACUGAGUUUUAAUUUUGUUUCCCAACACUGAUACAUGUUAUUCUUUUCUUUGUCAAAACAGUACGAUCUCGAGGACAAAUAUUUUCUUCCAAAUGUAAGGCUUCAAUCUCAAAAAGUUAUUUGCAAGCAGAUACAUAGUAUUUAAUGACACAAUUACAUAGAAAUAUUUGAUCGAUUAUCCAUUUUGUGCUUGGGGAUAAAAAUGGCUGGUCUCAAACUUUUAGGUUUUAUUUAGAUUAAUUAUGAAAUAAUGAGGAAAAUGAAAAAUAGCUUAAGUUUCUUUCCUUGACUUCUUUGACUCGAGACGUAGGCGAGUUUGGCAUAAAAAAGGACGUACGUGUUUGAUAGGUUUAGUGUUGGGUUUUGCAUUUUUUUUUUUAAAAAAAUUUAUAUAUAUAAUUUAUUUGGGAAUGAUAUUUUUGGUUG